Molecule: messenger RNA, 1068 nt
Organism: Ziziphus jujuba (common jujube)
Lineage: Eukaryota; Viridiplantae; Streptophyta; Magnoliopsida; Rosales; Rhamnaceae
Product: transcription repressor OFP17
Exons: 1
Coding region: 292-900 (202 amino acids)
Biological process (GO): negative regulation of DNA-templated transcription
Source: RefSeq, a predicted model, not a curated record
GAGAUUCUGAAAACAGGGAGGUUUUUACUUCAUGCUAUGCCACUAACGGACCUCCAAGACGUGAUUAGCACCCAAUUAAGCUUAUGCUUUAGAAAUAGAAAAAAAAGUGCAAAGUCUUCCUCCAAUCUUUUCCUCUCACUAACAAACGGCACUUCUCUCUCUCUUCCUGUUACACCAACCAUGAGCAUACCAGUUGUUUCUUCUUCUUCCAAAGAAAUAAAAAGCAUCCUACACUUGUACCAAUAUUCUGAUACAUUCCUUCAUUUACACUCUUAAUCCCAAUUAUUAGAAAUGAAAGUGAAAGCAUUACAUUGCUUCAAGUCCAAGCUUCUCAAACCAUGCAAAAGAUUCUUCCCAACUUUUAAAUUCAAGCUGAAGAAACCUCUCUUUAUAAGAGACUUUCACCUUCGUCCUCGCCAAACCACCCAAACCAAAGGUCAAAACCCUUCAAAAAAUCCACUUUCGGGGUUACUAGCGGCUUUGUGUUCUUGUCUUGAGCCAAAAGAGAUGAACAGAAUAGUAGAGCUUAAGAGUUUCUCGGGGACAAAUGAGUUGGAGAGGCUAGUUCAGCUCAAGAGUUUCUCUGAUAGAGCAUCUGAUACUAUGCCUUCUCCGUCUCAUCUUAUGCCAGCUUACGUGAAACCUAGGAGCCGGGCUGGUAAAAGGGAACCAGCUUUGGGUGUAGAAGACGUGGAAGAUGCAUGCAGGAGUUUCGAGAAUUAUUUGGUGGAGAUGAUUAUAGAAGAAGGGAAAGUAGAGGAUUUGAUGGACGUGGAAGAGCUUCUGUAUUGCUGGAAAAGCCUUAAGUGUUCUGUCUUCAUUGAUUUGGUAUGUAGAUUCUAUGGAGAGCUAUGCAAGGACUUGUUUUCUGCUGACAGGGAUGGAGUUAACAGUCCCUAGUGAUCCUGCAUUUCAACUUCAUUUUUUUCACUCAUUUUUCUUGCAAAGGCACUUUUUUCUUUUUGAGUUUCUUCCUCCCACUCAUGUCUGACACUUAUUUUUAAAAUGAUAAGAAUACGAUUUCAUGAUGAAAUCAAAAGAAAAAUCUAACCCUCUUUGUCUUUUUUU